Diabrotica virgifera virgifera (western corn rootworm) is the source of this 1753-nucleotide messenger RNA. RefSeq lists its product as uncharacterized. Bases 645 to 1370 code for a protein of 241 amino acids. The record is from RefSeq and is a predicted model, not a curated record. Lineage: Eukaryota; Metazoa; Arthropoda; Insecta; Coleoptera; Chrysomelidae. Gene Ontology annotation, biological process: DNA recombination; DNA integration. Gene Ontology annotation, molecular function: DNA binding. The transcript has 2 exons.
AUCAUUGAUUAGUGACCCCUAUUAAUGAAUGAUUUUCUAUUAAUGAACGAUUUCAUUAUAGGCAACACAACAUACAUUGCUUGCAUAAAUUAAUUAAACGCUCUGUGAUUGGCAGUGACCUGUGGUGUAGGCAACCAAACAUAUACCUAUUUAUAUUCCCACUAAAAAAUUUAGAAUCAUGUAGCCGAUGUUAGCAAUAUCUGUCAUUGUAUGUCAUUAUUUACUUUAUUAUUUAAAAUUCUGUGUAUUUGAAAAAUCAAAACAAGGAUAUUGACGAAGAGUUUAAUUUAACUCCACCAGAAGUGGCAAAAACUGCAAAUGAAAUAUCUUUAAGUUUACUGCCUGAAAAAAGCAGAGUGUUGCACGAAAAAACAUACGCUGAAUUUAUUGCAUGGUGUGACGAGAGAAAAAUAAUACGAUAUUCAGAAUCUGUAUUGUUGACAUAUUUUUAAAACAUUGCCGAAAAAGGACUAAUAGCAAGUUUGUGGCCUAAAUAUUCGAUGCUAAACAUUGAUAUAUCUAAAUAUAAUAAGUUAAUUAUGUUAUCAAGAAAAAAAAACAGGUUAUGUACCAAAGAAAUCAAAACACUUUAAAAAGAACAAGUCCAGAAAUUCAUCUCUAAUGCUCCUAACGACGUGUUUCUAAUGAUAAAGGUUGCAUUGAUUUUCGGAGUGGCUGGUGCGUUAAGAAAGGACGAACUAUUGAAAUUAGAAACAAAUAACGUUCAAUACUUGGAGUCAAAGUUUCUUGUCACAAUAAAAGCAUCAAAAACACACACAAAUAGAAUAUUUACCAUAGCAGAUAACGAAGCAAAUACGAUUCUCAAUGAGAUCAAAAAGUAUAUUUCUUUAAGACCGGCACAUACACCACAUAAACGAUUUUUCAUUUUUUAUAAAAAUAAAUGUUCCACACAGCCAGUUGACAUAAAUACGUUUUCCAAAAUUCCUUUCGUUAUUGCUAAAUUCUUGAAAUUAGAGCACCCGCAUCUCUACACUGGGCAUUGUUUUAGACGUUCCUCUGGCUCAAUACUGUGUGACAGUGGUGCAGACUUUUCAGCUAUUAAAAGACUAGGUGGCUGGAAAUCGACUGCUGUAGCAGAAGGUUAUAUAGAUAAUUCUAUGCAGAAUAAACUUGAGACGGCUGAAAAACUCUUGGGACAAAAUACCACUAAACCUUGUCAAAGUACUUCCUUCAGCACCACCGCUUCUUCUUCUAUCACAGAAUUUACAGAGGUCCAAGAAGACUUAAAUAUAAAGUCAAAAUGCUAUACAGCAGAUAAUCAUUUAUCAAAACCUUCCUUUAAUUUCAGUAAUUGUAUUAUUUCGAAUAUUAGUGUUUACAAUAAUAAAACUACCACUAAGGAAAAUUAAACUUUGAAUAAAGAUAAUGAAAGCUGAAAAAAUUGUUGUUUAUCGUUAAGUAAAUAAAAAUUUAAACUAAGAUAUCUUUAUUUCUGAAAAGUACGGUCGACGGAAAAGUUUUGUAACGAACUCGUGAAUUAAAAUGGCGAUUAACAAUCUCGAACACUCUAACGCGCUCGCGCCGCUCACGCGUUAAAAUAUCUCAAUUGUUAAUCGCCCUUAUUAAUACACUUGUUGGUUAAAUAAUUAUUUCCAUGACGGAUCAAGUUUAAAGGGUUUUUACCCGAAUGAUGAUUUACCAGCACUGAUGAUGAUCUGUUAUCAGAUCGAAAACUAGUUCUGUGAUGUAACCCCUUUUUAGAAAUUUUAAUAAAUAUACCUUUUAUAAAGGA